AUGUACACGUUCAACCUGGUCAUCGUGCAUCGCAAGCACGAGUACACCAUCGAGGCUUUGGCAUCCACAAGCACAGUAUCGGAGCUUCGUCAAGCGAUCGAGGAGCUCACUUUCGUACCGGUGGACAAGCAAAAGCUGCUUGUACCGCGGAGUGCCGGCAUUGCGGAUUUGAACAGCCACCAGCAUGGAGACGCCAAAACGGACCAGCGGACUCUUGCAGAGGUAGGGCUUUCGAGCGGCUCUGAUACCAAGCUUACCGUGCUCGGGCCGUCUUCGCAAGAGCUCGAGCAGCUCUACCAAGCCGAGACCGAGAUGCAGAAACGCAACGCUCCCCGCUCGUACCAUCCGAGCAUGCUGCGCGGCACAAAGGCUCGCAACACGACACAGCCAGGGUCCAGCUUCUCGCCUUUCGGGCCGAUCCAUGCACACCCGACCACACCUCCCUCUUCUCCGCUGCAUGACAAGGUGAUCGACUUCCUCACUCGGCUGAGUCGCGACCCAGGCAUCCUGCACAUCUGCAAGCUUCAUAGCUUCCGCAUCGGCUCGCUCACAGAACUUUUGCCAUGGGAACAUCCGGGAUUGCUGGGGCUCAAUGAGAAUGCGGGUCAGCGCAUCCUGCUGCGCAUCCGCACCGACGAUGCGCAAGGUUUCCGAGACUACAAGACGACGAGAAGAGUACUGGUUCAUGAGCUCGCACACAAUAGGAUCGCGGACCAUCCACCCGAGUUCAAGAUCCUCAAUAGCGAGCUUAAUGCACAGAUCGAGGCAUUCGAGCGUGCGCAACAGCACGGAACUCACUCGCUCGUAGAGGGUGACGUCUACGAGCCUUCAGAACCAGCACUUUCCUCUGGAGUUAACGAGGGCGCUCCCAGCGGUGGUUACCGGCUUGGAGGCACGGCAAGCAGCUCUGGGAAUGCCAACGACAUAGAAGAGCGGCGACAGAUGAUCCUUGCUGCUACCAUGCGUCGGUUGGAGCGCGAAGAGCAAGAGAUCGAGCAGAGCUGUGGAAGCGCUGCAACGGCUGCUUCUAAGAAUGGGCGCUCCACCCCGUCAGCACCGUGA
Sporisorium graminicola is the source of this 1062-nucleotide messenger RNA. RefSeq lists its product as uncharacterized. Lineage: Eukaryota; Fungi; Basidiomycota; Ustilaginomycetes; Ustilaginales; Ustilaginaceae. The record is from RefSeq and is a predicted model, not a curated record. The coding region runs from base 1 to 1062 and encodes 353 amino acids. The transcript has a single exon. Gene Ontology annotation, molecular function: protein binding; proteasome binding.